Molecule: messenger RNA, 1531 nt
Organism: Diatraea saccharalis (sugarcane borer)
Lineage: Eukaryota; Metazoa; Arthropoda; Insecta; Lepidoptera; Crambidae
Source: the annotation of a GenBank genome assembly
AAUAAAAUAUUAUUACUAUAACAUUAUAUUUAAUGAUUAUUAUCCGCGUUGAUUGUUCUGAACAAUGUUUUUGAAUAACCCACCUAAUAUGGAUAUUAAAUGAAACCACAUAAAAGCUUGUUUUUUUUUUUCUAAAAAAAGCUAUUAAUUUUUUUGUUUACAUUCCUAUCCAGAUAUCAAGAAUAAGAAGACUGUAUUCUACAUGGUCGGCUUUAUUGACAGCUCGUUGUAUCCCCAGUCUCAAGCUGUUGCCAACUCGUAUGUGAAGAGAGGUUACAAUGUGUUCGUGACAGAAACCCUCGCGUUACUCUCUCAUAUAUAUCCUAAAUCCGUUCGCUUAGCUCGAGUCAUUGGCAAAAAAGUCGGAGAAUUCCUAGUCAAGUUGACCGAACAAGGACUGUCAGCUGAUAAUCUUGAGCUGGUCGGCUUGAGUCUUGGUGCUCAUAUCAUGGCGUAUGCAUCUAAGCAUUUAUAUGCAGUCACUGGAAAGAAACCUUCACGAAUCACCGGUUUAGACCCAGCCGGUCCAUGUUUCAGAUCUCUCCCUGCUAAAUACAAACUAGACUCUUCUGAUGCCGUUCGAGUAGACGUCGUACACACCAAUAUCGACGGAUUCGGUAUGGCUGAGCCAUUAGGCCAUGUAGAUUUUUACGUUAACGGUGGUGAGUUCCAACCUGGUGAUAUAACUUUUAUACCCUGCUUGAUAAUCUGCAGUCACCUCAAAUCUGUUAUAUACUGGUGGCAGGCAUUGGAACAUCCCACUAAGUUUAUAGGUGUUAAAUGCGAUUCUGUCCAAGACGCAAGACUAGCUCGUUGUUACAACAAUACUGAGACCAAUUAUCUAGGUCCGAAGACUAAUUUUAGUACUCCAGGUAUAUUUUACUUAUCUACCACUAAUGUGUUCCCUUACUUCAGGGGGAAAGCAGGUUUGGUACCAGAGAACGAGAUCUAUACCUCUUUUAUAAGAAAAAUUAAUGAUGAGGAUAAUUUUGUUGUGUAAUAUUUUUAUUGCACGCAACAUUGUGGUAUUAGACGUUUUGUAUGACAGUAAGGAGUAUAGGUACACUGUUUUUUCAAAAAUAUAUCAAUUUUGUUUUUAUUAUUAUGUAUAAUGGUACGGUUUACAGAGGUAUUUAUACAAUUUUAAUGCACUCGCCACAACGCACAUGGAUUAAAGGCAAAAGCAUUAUGAAAGGGAGGCUUAAUUUUUUAAUAGCGAUCUUUUAAAUGCGAUCUGGGAUAUUUCUAGCUGUGAUAACUCUCUAAUGGUUAACUAAAAAGUAAGCUUUCUUGAUAAUAUUCAACUGAGAGUGACUUGGUAGGUCUUAGAGUUUAAUUCUCUAAGUGGCAGGUAGUUAAUACUUCCAUGAAAGUAUUAACUAGUAAUUAAGCCUAGUAAUUACUAAUCUUCAGGAUCAAGGAGUAGCUUGAUGGCGUAGUGGAUAAGCGGCCCACGAUCAUCGUUGUUAAUCAACUUUCAACUUUCGUAAGGAUCGGUAAUGGGAUGAUGGAUCAAAAAUUAUUACCCGCA